GUUAUUUCAAAGCAAGUGGACCUGAUGUUCUGGGAAUAGAAUGAUUAUCAACUAAUGAAGUUCAGAAAUAAAAGCAUUUGUUUACUUACCUGCCUAUUUACUAAGACAUACUAAAUAAAUCAUGAUCAUUCAAGCUGAAGAUGAAAAAUACAAUUUUACAUCGGGUCAUAUUUUACUUUUUAAAAAUAACAAUAACUUUACUACGAUAGUUAUAUCAAUAAUACUAGGUUUGUUGAUUCUGGCAACAAUCAUUGGCAAUAUCUUUGUCAUCAGUGCUGUUUUAAUAGAUAAAAAUCUUCGAACUGUGAGAAAUUAUUUAGUUUUAUCAUUGGCAAUAGCCGAUUUGAUGGUUGCUUGUCUCGUAAUGCCCCUUAGUGCUGUUAAUGAAGUGAAUCAAGAAUGGACGUUAGGACCGGCGUUAUGUGAUAUUUGGACAUUUUGCGAUGUUUUAUGCUGUACCGCUUCUAUUCUUCACUUAUUAUCCAUUGCUGUAGACCGAUAUUGGUCAGUAACAAAUAUGGAUUAUGCAAGACAAAGAAAUGCUUGCCAAAUUUAUUUGAUGAUUUUAUUUGUGUGGAUUACAGCCAUUGUGAUAUCGGUAGCUCCAGUUUUUGGUUGGAAGGAUCCAGAUUUUAAAAAGCGUCUGGAAGAAGAUAAAAAAUGUUUAGUAAGCCAAGAUUUAGCUUAUCAAAUUUUUGCCACCUUUUCCAGCUUCUUCGUUCCAUUGAUAAUUAUCUUAAUAUUGUAUUGGAGAAUUUAUCAAGUAGCCCGAAAUAGAAUUCGCAGAAACCCACGUAACAAAGCCAUGUUUCUGAUUAAACUUCAGAGCAACAAACAAAUAACAGAGUGCGAAAUCAAUAAUAAAUUUGGUAAACUUUUAAUAUUAGCUAAAAGAGAAAAUAAAAAAUGUAAAGAGACUUCAGAUUUUAAACGUGAAAAAAAAGCUGCAAAAACUCUUGCGAUUAUAACAGGUGUAUUUGUAAUUUGUUGGUUCCCAUUUUUCGUCAUGGCUCUCGUCAUGCCUAUUUGUAGAUCAUGUCAACCAAAUGAUUACAUUUUCAGUUUCCUUCUAUGGCUGGGUUAUGCUAACAGCAUGCUAAAUCCUAUCAUUUAUACAAUAUUCAGUCCAGAUUUCAGACAAGCUUUUAAAAGGUUAUUUAGAUUAACCUAAAAAUAUUUUCUAAAAGAAACAAAAAUAAAAUUUUUCAUAGACUAUAUAU
Molecule: messenger RNA, 1220 nt
Organism: Centruroides sculpturatus (bark scorpion)
Lineage: Eukaryota; Metazoa; Arthropoda; Arachnida; Scorpiones; Buthidae
Product: 5-hydroxytryptamine receptor-like
Exons: 2
Coding region: 122-1171 (349 amino acids)
Biological process (GO): adenylate cyclase-activating adrenergic receptor signaling pathway
Cellular component (GO): membrane
Molecular function (GO): G protein-coupled amine receptor activity
Source: RefSeq, a predicted model, not a curated record